UACUUAACAAAACCGAAAGCCAGCGGACAGUACACACACUAGUCCGUAGUAGUCACCGCUAGACAGUGAAGUGAGUGACUCUGAAAGAAAAAGAAAAGGAUUACUUUACUUGGUUGUUGAAUUGAAUCAAAUUGAAGACCAAAAUCAUGGCCGUUUCAAUUACCCUCAUAGUAGCCAUCAUUUCUCUCCAUCUCUUAGCUUUCGUUUUCGCCAUCGGCGCCGAACGACGUCGUAGUCUGGCCAAAGUGGUUCCCGAUGAGUACGACGACCGAUCUUUCUGUGUUUACACCACCGACGCUUCCACCAUCUACGGUCUCGCCGCCUGCUCUCUAAUUCUCCUCAGUCAAGCUAUCCUUUAUGUUGUUACUAGAUGUCUAUGCUGCGGUAAAGGUCUUGUUUCCGGUUGUUCCACUACUUGUGCGGUUAUCUUCUUCGUUCUCUCAUGGCUUGGUUUUUUGGGAGCAGAGGCGUGCUUGUUAGCAGGAUCUGCGCGGAAUGCAUACCACACAAAAUACCAAGGGUAUUUUACAAAGCAUGACUUGUCUUGCGCCACUCUUCGCAAGGGUGUGUUUGCUGCUGGGGCUGCCUUGACCUUGUUCUCUAUGGUGGUUUCCAUUUUGUACUAUUGGGCACACUCUAAGGCUGAUACUGGCUUCUGGGAGAAGCACCGAAAUGAAGGUAUUGGAUUGGCCACACAGAAUCAUGGUCCUGAAUCUGAUAAGCCCUGAAGAUUUACCACUUUCAAUGCUACGGGUUGUUAAUUUACACAGUUUUGGGGGGUUUAUUUUGUUGGAUAAGGUAUUUUGGAUGUAAAGGAAGGAACAAUGUGAUAUUUAUGCUGUAAUAGCAGAAUGCUUGAAACAAUAUAUAUAUAUAGAUAAAUAGAUGGUAAUGGUAUGGUGGAGGUUCAGUAUAUUCUAGUUUCCACAAUGAAAGUGUUGCUUUUGAUGAAACAAAAUCAUUUGCAUUAGUGCAUAGAAUGCUUGCAUUAUUGUGAUAAAAAUGUGCUUGAUACCUUUAGUAAAA
Molecule: messenger RNA, 1026 nt
Organism: Vicia villosa (hairy vetch)
Lineage: Eukaryota; Viridiplantae; Streptophyta; Magnoliopsida; Fabales; Fabaceae
Exons: 3
Coding region: 147-728 (193 amino acids)
Source: RefSeq, a predicted model, not a curated record